AUGCUAAAAACACCAACACUACUGAAAGAUGGUUUGAGCUAUAUUGCUAACAUCCCAUCAGUGGUCCCACAGGAGGGAGAGGAGCCCUCUGAUUUCGAGCCAACAUGCCCAAUUGAAGUGAAACAGGACCCCUGCACCUCGAGCUUACGGGCAACGUUUGCAGGGAGAGCUUCUGUACCAAAGCGAAAGAAACCCCUAAGCGAGGAGGUUGCCGAGUGGCAAAUUCGUUUCUUCAAAUCUCAGGUGGCAUUGUCAGAGAAGAAGCAAAAGCUGGUUGAGACACAGCAACGGGUACUAGAGAAAUAUGAGAGGCGUAUGGACAACGAGGACGUUGACUCUUUCAUAAAAAGCCAAUUUUUCAAUUAAAUUAAAUUUAAUUGUAUUGUAUUG
This is a messenger RNA of Mya arenaria, 390 nucleotides long. RefSeq lists its product as uncharacterized. The transcript is spliced from 4 exons. NCBI's taxonomy places the organism in Eukaryota, Metazoa, Mollusca, Bivalvia, Myida, Myidae. Bases 1 to 366 code for a protein of 121 amino acids. The record is from RefSeq and is a predicted model, not a curated record.